AUGCUGCUGCUGGGAGCUGUUCUACUGCUACUAGCCCUGCCCAGUCAUGGCCAGGAAAACACUGAAGGGCCUGAAGUCCUUCCCAUCCCCAAGGGGGCCUGCGCAGGUUGGAUGGCAGGCAUCCCAGGGCAUCCUGGCCACAACGGGGCUCCAGGCCGUGAUGGCAGAGAUGGCACCCCUGGUGAGAAGGGUGAGAAAGGAGAUCCAGGUUUUGCUGGUCCUAAGGGUGACACCGGUGAAAUUGGAGUGAGUGGGGUUGAAGGUCCCCGAGGCUUUCCAGGAACCCCAGGCAGAAAAGGAGAACCUGGAGAAAGUGCCUAUGUAUACCGCUCAGCAUUCAGUGUGGGACUGGAGACCCGGGUCACCAUUCCCAACAUUCCCAUUCGCUUUACCAAGAUCUUCUACAAUCAGCAAAACCACUAUGAUAGCACCACUGGCAAAUUUUACUGCAACGUUCCCGGACUGUACUACUUCUCCUACCACAUCACAGUUUACCUGAAGGAUGUGAAGGUCAGCCUCUACAAGAAGGACAAGGCCGUGCUCUUCACCUAUGACCAGUUCCAGGACAAGAAUGUGGACCAGGCCUCUGGCUCUGUGCUCCUCUAUCUGGAGAAGGGUGACCAGGUCUGGCUCCAGGUGUAUGGGGAUGGAGAGAACAAUGGGGUCUAUGCAGAUAAUGUCCAUGACUCCACCUUCACAGGCUUCCUUCUCUACCAUGACAUUGAAUGA
This is a messenger RNA of Mesoplodon densirostris (Blainville's beaked whale), 729 nucleotides long. RefSeq names its product adiponectin, C1Q and collagen domain containing (gene ADIPOQ). The transcript is spliced from 2 exons. NCBI's taxonomy places the organism in Eukaryota, Metazoa, Chordata, Mammalia, Artiodactyla, Ziphiidae. The record is from RefSeq and is a predicted model, not a curated record. Gene Ontology annotation, molecular function: protein binding. The coding region runs from base 1 to 729 and encodes 242 amino acids.